CCCAUAUAACCUCAAAUUAUAAAAAGUUUGUUCUUCUGUGAUAAACUCUUACAGUCUAUCUGUUCUUAUAUUAUCUAGGGCCAAAACACACCUAAUUGAUGAAUCAUGGCAAUUAUGGUCAUUGAAUCACUCAGUAAUUCUUAAACUUUUCGUACGGUUUGUCAUCAUUUUCAUAGUUCAUAGAUAAUAGAAUAUAAUGUAUGUUGUGAAUUAAAAAUUAACUAUUAUAACUAUUUGACUAGUGCAUUCAAAAUUCUAUUAAUGAACCUAAAUAAAUAACUUAGUACUUAAUAUUUAUGUUUUCGUGUAAAUUCAAUACACAGGUAUGAACUAAAUACAUUUUAAUUAAAAUGUUCUAAUAUUUUAUCAUUUGUGAUAUAAGUAUUUGAUUUUAUUUGUUUUCUCAUUGGUUAACUAUUAUUACUUAGUAGCGUUGUUUGCAACCAUUCAUACAGUAAGUAGUACUGAGAAGACUUGUUAUAAUAUAAGUUAUAAGUAUAGAAGUUAUUUUAUUAAACUUCAAAAUAUUUUGAUCACAACAAUUAAUUUUAUUGUGUAACAGUAUCUUUUAUAGAUGCUUACAUUUCCAACUUUGUGCUGUUGGUGGCUCCCUUAUAUAUUCAGGUUUCAUCCAGCAAUAAUUUUAAUGCUAUUUUGAUAAAAUCAUAUUAUUAUAACCAGAGUGAUCACAUAUCGCACACAGCAUUAUAUUUAAAAUAUUUAAUAUUAUAAUAUUACUUAUAUAACAAAUAUAAUUGAUUUCUUAUUUAUUUAUUCCUGGUAAAAAUAUGAUUCGGACAUAAUAUAUUUUUAUCAAAAAUUUGAUAUUUAAUCAUUACCUAGUGUUAUGUAUAUUUGUAAAUACAAUGCAGUGUUUAUUAUUAUUUAAAACUAUAAAUUAAUCAAUUAGAUGUAUUUACUUCAGUUUUAGAAGAAAUGUUUACUUGUUCAAUAUGCGAUGAAACAUUUGUUGGAGUCGAUCAAGAUUCUAUUUAUACAACACGUUGUGGUCAUGUAUUUCAUCACCGUUGUCUGACAGAAUGGCUAGAUAGGUAUAAAAUUUAAAUUAUUUGCGUUAGAUAUACUAUAUAGUAUAUAUAUAUAUAUAUAUAUAUUUUUUUUAACAAUUUAGGGCACAUACUUGCCCACAUUGUCGUUCAGCAGUAACCAAAAAUAAUUUAUUAAAAUUGUUCUUACAAGUUGAUCCUAAUGCUCGGGUAAUAUGGAAUAGGAAAACUGAAGAAGAACUAAAUUCAUUAAAGUAAACAGUGAAUUCAAAUAUGUUUGCAAUACAUAUCUUAUAUUACAUAUAAUUUAAUUUAAAUACUAAUUUUGAUAAAUAAAAAAUUGUUAUAACUUUAGUGAACAGUUAAAAACCUUAGGUGGAAGAGAAAAGUAUUUUGUUAGUACUAUAACAAGUCUUGAAACUCAAUUAGAAAAUGUACAAGCGGUGAAUAGAACAUAUAACCAAUCUGUCCAAAUUGCAAAACUUGAAUGUGAACUGCUAAAAUCAAAACUUAGAGUGCUUACUAAUCAAUUGGCAACAAUUAAUAUGUAAGUAAUUUUAAAAGUGUUUUAAAUAGUGUAAUAAUUUUUAUUUAUUUUGUUACAUUCUUUUUGGAAUUUUUAUAUUAUUUAAUAAAAUUUCAUUAUUUUUAGAAAUUAUAAAUUAUUAGAUGAUAUUAAAAAAAAUAUUGAAACUCAAUUUUCAUUAGAAAAGGUUAAGAAUAAAUCACUUGAAAAAAGUCUUUAUGAAUUACAAUGUGUUAACUCUGUUAUUAUCGAGUAAGUAAUUCCUGUUUCAAUUUAAAUAAAUUACUCUAUAGUAUAUACUAAUUUAUGAUGUUUUACCGAUUAGCAAAUUGAAAUUUGAAAUAGCUGAUUUAAAAACAGAAAAAGCUUAUUUUCAAAGCAAAUGUCACAAUUUAGAAAAUGGAAAUAAUUGUGCUGUACCAAGUACAUCAAAGGUAUUAUAUUUCCUGGUCAUAAUAUGAUAUUUUUGACUAUAUUGUUUGGUUUGAAAUUAUCAUAAGCCACCAUUAAUUUAAUUAUACAUUAAACACUUAAAAUGACAACAAACUUAAUACACGAAUGCAUGUUACAAAAAUUCUUUUGUCAUAUAUUACUUAUUGUUUUCGUACUAUAUUAGUAAUGGUACACGCUGUGUAUUUAAAUAAAAAUAAUAUAUAGGAUGAUUUUUUUAUCAUGGACCAGCAAUUAUCUCUGAAGAUUUUAAGUGAAUUUGAUUUCUGUUUUUUCUAAUCAUUUUGGAAUCAUUUAAGCUUUAUUUUGAAACCAUUUAAAUUUUUACCCCUACUCCAUAUACCUUAAAUAAGUGCAUACUUUUGAUUUUCAAAUCAGAACCCCUACUUUUGGACACAGAUUUGAAAAGAGAAUGUUUUUCUAGAAAUUUUGUCUAUUCAAAUCUGUGUUUAAAAAGGGAGGGUUUCCUAUUUGAAAAUCAAAAGUAUGCACUUAUUUAAGGUAUAUGGAGUAGGGGUAAAAAUUAAAACGGUUUUAAAAUAAAGCUUAAAUGAUUCCAUAAUGACUAGAAAAAACAUAUAUCAAAUUCCCUUAAAAUCCUAUGAGAUAAUUACUGGUUUAUGAUGAAAAAAAUUGCCCUGUAUAGUUAACAUAACUAUUUAACAAAUGUAAUAAUUUUGGGGUUAAUUUAAAUAUCUUUUAGUUAAGUUUUAAUUUUUAGAAAAUAAAAAAUUUAAAAUUUAAAAAAAUAAAUCAAGUUAACAAUUUCUUGAAUCCAAUUUUUAGAAAAAUGCUGGGGUGAACAACUUUUAUUAAGUUUGUACUAAGGUUGAGUUAAUUAUUUUUAAACAAUUUUUAAAAUUUUGUGAAAUUGAUAUUUUUUGUGCAUUAAUUUUUAAAUAGUCAAUUUGAUUUUUCUAUGAAAUAUGUACAAUAGUACAUUUAAUAUAUUUUUCUUAUAUUAAUUUAAGCUGUGAGUUUGAUUAACACUUAUCAUUUAUCGUUAUUCAAAUAUAAUUUAUUUUUUGUAAAAUUGGGAAGAAAUAAAUUUAAUUUUAACAAACUUUACAAAUUGUUUAAAAAUUAAUUAUAUAUCUUAAUUGAUGGAUUUAAGUAUCAAAUUUUUUAAUAGAAUAUCUGUCUUGGAUGAAAGGAAAAAUAUUAAUAAAAGAUCUAAAUUAUUUAAUUUUAGUUGUAAAGUAAUAAAAUAAAAUAUAAAAAUUAAUGCGCAAAGCUUUAGUUAUUAUAUUUGUUAAAUAAUUCUGUUAUAUCCUGUAUACAUUUGGAGACUGACAUUGCCUAUAAUGUAUGUAUUUUGAUCAUUUGAAAUAAGAAUUUACUAGUUGCAAUUAGUUUUUACUGAAAAUUAUAAUCCAAAUUGUUUUAUUUGUGGCUUUUAAGUAAAUAUUAGUUUAAUUUAAUCCUUUACAUCAGUACAUCACAAUGUGAGUAGGUACCUACAAUAGAUGUAUAGAUAAAGAUAAUUUUUGAUUUCAAUGACUUGACAUUUUAGAAAACUAUUAAUUUUAUUUAGAAUUUUUUUAUUAGAAAACACUUUUUUGGUAUUGUUAAAAAUAUUCCAUACAAUUCAAUUUAUACGCUUUUUGCCCAAUAAUAUUUUUUUUUAAAUCUUUCUAGAUACCUAACAAUGUUUCAAUAAAAAUUAAAUGUUUAACUAGUUUUUACUAACUAAGUGUAAAUAAAAUAAUUUGGUUCAUAGUCCAGUGAUUCUCAAAUUUGUAUUCAAGCUCAUAAAAAUAAAUUAUGUUAAACAUCAAUUUGUUUGAGUGUAUUAAUGUAUUUAUGUACAGAAGCAACAUUUAAACUGUUAUAUUCAUUUUAGAUUCUAAGCGAAGUGAGAUAUUGUUUUAACAAUGAUGUUUGUUUUUUUUUUCUGUAAAUAACUUUUCUAUCAGAAAUUUUGCUACAAUUUUCAAAAGUAGCAUCUUCUCUCAAAGUCUCAGAGGUUUUAAUAAUAAACUGGUAAAUUUACGAAAUAUAUUAUUUUAAAAACUUAAAUAUUACGUCUUUUAAAACAUGUAUAACCAAACUUCGCUCAGAAUCAUUUUUCUUUAGCAAUGAUUAAUCUUGUGUCUUUGUUUGGGAACCACUGCUUUAGUAAAAACUAAGAUUACCUGAGGUUGGGUUCUUAACUAUUUCACUUUUGCAUAGAUAUACUUAUGAAGAAAUAAAUAAUUAAUUUUUUUUCAGGAAAUUAUCAAAAAAGAACCAAUUCCUUCUCAUGAGAUUCAAAUUAAAAAUGAAUCGUUUUAUGGACACGAUCCUCAAUUGAAUUGUAAUGUAUAAAUUAAUUAAUCUUUGGAUAAAAUUGGUUUAGAUUAAUAGGACAAAAAUUUUGAAAUUUUAGUAGUUAUUAAUUUACAUAACAUAGUUAAUUUAUUAUCACAGAAAUUAUAUAAACUUCCUUGAUAUCUCAUAUUUAUAUUAAAAUUAAGAUUUGUCAAAUUUUGAUUGAAACAGUUUAAACUACAAUAACCAUUUGGUGUUAGGUUAAACUAUUUUGUAUAUGUAAGUUUUAACGAAAAACAAUUUGAAGAUGUCUGAAUUUCAGACAUUUACCAUAACUAUAUAUUAGCUUUAUUACCCAGCUUAGCCCUUACACAAUAUUGAAGGAGGGGAAAUCAGUUCUCCCUAUGAAAGCAAUUAUAAUAAAUAUAAAAAACUGACAUUUUUGUAUUUUAAGAACAAAUUUCCUGUGUGAGUCUUUUUGGGGGUUGAAUUUACAAUUCAAAACACUCUUAAAUCUCAUGAAACUAUUAAUAACAAAUUGUGAUAUCAAAAAAAUUGGUGGAUCAGUUUCUGAAUCAAUUUAAUCAUUGCCUUUUAUUGAUCAUGUAGAUAUAAUGAAAAUAAUGUUCAAAAUUAAAUGUUUAUUUAUCUGUGUGUUAUAAAUAUUUAUUUAUUUAGUUUGUUUCUAUAAUUUACAAAUUGUUUAAUUGUAAUUUAUUGUCUUGGAAAAAAAAAAUUUAUUUCAUAAAUAUCAAAUUUUUUUUAAAUAUCAUUAAUUUUGUAUUCUUGAAAUCACCAAUAAUAUUACUUUCAUUGUUAUCAUUUGACUAAGAGAGUGAUGGAUUAUAGAAAAAAACAUCUAUACUGACUGUACAAAUAUUAAAUAUAAUUUGUUUUAUUUAUAGUAUCUUCUAAAAAAUUUUUACUUGGCUGUGUAUUUCUAAUUGUGGAAGACUUUAAUCAAUGUGAAGAUAUAUGUAAUGAUACAUCUAUGUCCAAGCUUAAUAUUAUUGAACAUGGCGGAUCAGUUGAGCAAGUAUAUUCAUCCCGUAUAACACAUAUAGUUUGUGGAACCCAAAAAAACUUUAAUGUUGAACAAGUAAAAUAAAUAUUUUAUAUUUUAUAUACAGUAUGUUUCAUUGAAAUAAUAACAAAAAAUAUUUCCAUAGCUUCUAUCAAAAAACAUACAAGUUAUCAAAAUACUUAUUUUUAGCUAUUUUCAAAAUUAUAACUCUUACAAUAAACAAUACUUUUUUUUUUUUUAACCUUAAAAAUUUAGAGAAAAAAACUUCUAUAGAUUAAACAAAUAUGAUUUUCUUUAUUUUACAUAUAAUUCAAAACUAAUAUUCAAUUAGUUUUUUUGCCAUAAAUCAGAAGUCAAAUAUCUCUAUUUUAAAAGUCCUUUUUUCAGAACAUACGUUUUCAUUUGGAUAGAUUUAGGGAAAAUAUCUGUUACAAUUUGAGUGGAACACUGUAUAAUAAUUAUAACUUGAUUAGUUAUAUUUUUAUUUAUUUAUUGUAAAUUGUUUUAGGGCGUGCAAGAUGGCAAAAGAUGUAUAACUGAUUUCUGGCUUACUGAUAUUAUCUCUCAAAAAAAAAUGUUACCUCCUUGGUUAGCUCACCAUUUUCCAACACCAUACAGGUAGAAUAAUUUUGUUUUUUUUUGUAUUUAAAAUACAAAAAUCUAGAUUUGAUGUAAUUGGAAUAUAAAAAUUUAGAACUAAGGUCAUUCAUAUAUUUUUAUAUAUUUAAAAAAAAUAUAAAAUAAUUAGAUAGUUAUUUUUUAUGUAACAAUAAUUGUGUAACUUAAAGUUAAAAACAAAUAAAUCGUUGAAUAAUUAUUUAACUUUAUUUUAGUGAAGAAGAUUUACCUUGCCGGCAAUAUCAAAUAGUAAUUGCCAAUUUUGAUUCAAAUGAAUAUCAUAAAGUUAAAUUAAUAGUUGAACUUACUGGUGCUAACGUUGUCAAUGAAGUAACUUCAAGCGUUGAUAUUGUUGUUACUCUAAAGUAAAUAUUUUAAAUUAAUAAUUUGUUUUAUUAUUAACCAGAGUAUGAAUUAAAUAUGUGAACUUUUCAUAAAAUGUGUAUUCCUUGUAUUUUAAUGAAAAUAUAUAAAAAAAAUUUAUUUCAAUGUAUCUCUUAUUCAAACAUCACAAUUUGUUAGGUUACCAAGUGUUAUUAAAAAUGGAAUCAGAAAUAUAUAUUUAAAAAGAAACCUAAUAUCUAAAACACGUGUACCACUGUAAUAGGUGAGAAAUUUGGCUUGAAAGGUUUUAUAUGCAUAAAAUGUGUAUAAUUAUUUAAUUUAUAUUUAUUUCAAUAAUACAUAUGCUAAUGAAAAACGAUUCUCACCUAAUUACGAUUAAACAUAUUUUUAAAUUUCUUUGAAAGUUCUUUUUUGAGCUGUAAUAACUGUCACACUGCACUAUUAAACGAACAGACGGCAAAUAACUAAAACUGAAAUCUAUUGUAUGGAUUUAUCAAGGUUCAAGUUACUGAUAGUUUCCUGUAAUGGUUGGGUUUUAAGAAAAAGUCAUAAGUGAAAAAUAAUCGCAACGAUAAACUACAUAUUUUUAGUACUAAAUUUUGAUAAGAAACUUUGAGAUGUCUAAAUCUUAUUUAUCCAAUUAAUUUUUGAGUUGACUAGAUUAUUUUAGUAUUAAAUGUUAUUAUUAUUUGAGAUAUCAAGAAUUUCUAGUUAUCAAGGUUCAAGUUACCGAGUAUCUACUGUAGUAAUUUGAAACUACAAUUAUUUUUACCAAAUCACAAUAGAAAAUAAAUAAAUUUAACCAAAACAAAAUUAAUUUCAGAAAGGAUACAUUUAAAAAUCAGAGUAAGAUUAUGGCAAAAAAGUUCCUUUUUGAUAAAAAAAAAAAAAACAAAAAUAUUUUUAACAAAUACAAAAAUUGUUGAUUAACUUUUUCAAAACAAAUUAUUUUAUUUUUAUAGGUUUGAGGGUACAUUAGUUGAAACUGCUCUAGCUUUAAACGUACCAGUGGUCAAUGUUCAAUGGUUAAAUGAUAUACUUUGUGGUGCUCAAAUUGGUUUAAAAAAUCCUAAGAAUAAUAAAUAUCAACACUUUGAUUUAUUUGAUCCAUUUGCAGUGAAUUAUGAUAUGGUAUCACAUUUAAUGGGUAUGUCAAAGAUAUAAUGUUUUUAAAAAGGCUAACUAAUUAUUGUAUAAGUAAAUAUAAUAAUCCAAAUAAAAAGACUCAAAUAUUUAACUAAUAUUUUUUUUUUUUUUAGAGGCUUGGAAAACACCAGUUAUUUUUCUUAAAAACGAAGAAGUGUAUGAUUUGACUAAAAGUCCAACCAAUUGUAAAAGAAAGAAAACAAAUGAUUAUCCAGAGGUAAUAAAUUUAGAUGAUGAAGAUGAUAAUGAUGACGAAGCUAUAAUCAUUACUUAUUUUAAGAAUAAAGACCAACCAAAAAACCCAUGUGUAAUAUUUUGUGGGUUUACUAUGACAGAGCAAGAAGAACUGAAAUUGGUAUAAUUUAAUUAAAUAUGUUCCAUUGAAUAGUUUUAAGAUUGUGAAGUAUUUUAGAUUGUACUACAACUUGGUGGCAAAAUGGCCACUCAGUACAAUGACGGAACACAUUUGGUAAUGAAAGAACCUUUAAAAACAAUACCGUUUUUGUGUUGUCUUUCAACUAUAAAUCAGAUCGUAAAUGCACAAUGGUUAAGAGAUUCACAACUAAUUUCAGAGUUUAAAGGUAAUGUUAUAAUUAAUCAGUAUAGAUUAAAAAAUCAAUAAGACUUAAGAUUAAGGUAAAAUAAAAUCAAAGCUAAUAUUUUAGAUGCAAAGUUAUUAGUUUUGCAGUUUGUUUUUUUUUCGAAACAAUUUUUCUACUCUUAGUUUUAAUCUUAAACUUCAGGAGUGUUUUUUGAUACCAAAUUUUAACUAGUUGAGUUAUCCAUUAAGGUUAUUUUUGAUUUUUUUCUUAACAAUAAUUAACUAACAUUAUUUUUUAUUUUGGUUUCUUAUUAUAUUAUAAUUCUGGUAAAAUCAUCGUAAAAUGUUGAAAUUUUUAUAGAAGCAAAUAUUUUUAAACAAAAUAUGACUACCUUCACUUAUAUUAGCUUAUAUUUUAAUUUAAUUCUUAAACAGUUUAUUGUUUAGUUGUUAUAUUUAUAUUAUAGUAUUAUAAUUAUUAUUUUACACAUUAAGGAUGACUUAUUAUUGGUUUUUUAAGUCAGUAAUUUUAUUACAUUUAAUAAUAAUAUAAAGGGAAAUUUAUUUAGCACGUUUAAUGCUGGCAAUAUUUUUUUAUUGAGCUGUGUCAUUAUUAAUAAGAACACUAUGUGACGACCGCACCGUAGAUAAAACCUUGUUGUUAUCAUAAAAAUGGUGGAAAUCCAAAAUCAACUACAUUCAUCUAUUAACAUAUCUAUACUGGAUGGUCAUACAUCUUCAACUAAAUAUUUUAGAACAAUGUUUUUCAACCUGGGGGUCGCCAAUAUUGCCAUGUAUAUAUAUAAUAGUCUCUAAAAAAAUAAAUAUUAAUUUAAGGGGUUGCUACAGUAAAAAAAUUGAGAAACACGGUUCUAAAACAUUUCAGAAACACAUAAAACAUUAAACCAUUUGAGCAAGCUUGAUUGUAAUAAGAAAGUGUAAUUGUCACUGGCUUUGAACAUGUUAAUUCAUCAAAUUUGUAGAAAAUCAUUUGUUUAAAUUAAAAACUGAGUGAUUAUUUUUAAUUUUGUAACACAAUGAUAUUGUGUAACCAAUAAUAUUAAUAAUCAGAUUAUAUUUUCCAGACGAGGUGGACUAUUGUUUUCAAGAAAUAUUUGAUGGAAAUACUAUGGUUUGUAAUGUACCUAAUGUUCUUGCAAAUUCACGUCGUUCCCAAUUAUUUAAAAAUUUAACAUUUUUUGUAACUCCUGGAAUUCAAUCUCCACCAUCCACUUAUAUUAAGGAAAUUAUUAUUUCUGCUGGUGGUACAAUUGAAACAAUAUUAAGGUCUGAGAAUGCAAUCAAUAGUCUGCCACCAAACCAUUAUUUUAUAAUCUCAUGUUUAGAAGAUGCUUGUUCAAUCCCGGAUAUACUUGAAAUUAAUCAUGGUAUUAUUUUAAACUUCAUAGUAAAUAUGUUAUAAAAAUAUAAUACAUUUUAAUUUAUAUUUUUUCAGUUAUUUAUUCAUCUGAUUUUGUUACAAAUUCAGUCAUGAAACAGUCCAUUGAUUUCAAAGAUAAUUAUUUAUCAAUAUCAUCCAACUGUAAUAUUAUGCCAAUAUUAAAUAUUUAA
Molecule: messenger RNA, 9479 nt
Organism: Cinara cedri
Lineage: Eukaryota; Metazoa; Arthropoda; Insecta; Hemiptera; Aphididae
Source: the annotation of a GenBank genome assembly